This is a messenger RNA of Oncorhynchus masou masou (cherry salmon), 2117 nucleotides long. RefSeq names its product excitatory amino acid transporter 5-like. Gene Ontology annotation, biological process: L-glutamate transmembrane transport. NCBI's taxonomy places the organism in Eukaryota, Metazoa, Chordata, Actinopteri, Salmoniformes, Salmonidae. Gene Ontology annotation, cellular component: plasma membrane. The record is from RefSeq and is a predicted model, not a curated record. Bases 1 to 1725 code for a protein of 574 amino acids. The transcript is spliced from 11 exons. Gene Ontology annotation, molecular function: glutamate:sodium symporter activity; L-glutamate transmembrane transporter activity; neutral L-amino acid transmembrane transporter activity.
AUGGAGGAGCUACUACUGCCCACUGAACGCGAGGAGACGCGCUCCAACAAUAGCUCAUAUUCUCCAAGAGGAGAAACCAUGUACCAACGUGUCAAUAGAUUUCUCCAUGGGGCUUUUGUUGAUGACUUGAAACAGUGGUUAAGGGGCUACGUGAAGCGCAACGGCUUGCUGACGCUCUCAGUUUUUGCAGUGUUGACGGGCUGUGUCCUGGGGGCAGUGUUAAGAGGGAGCCAUCUCUCUACCCAGGCUAAAAUAUAUUUCUCAUUCCCUGGAGAGCUUCUCAUGAGAAUGCUCAAAAUGCUUAUCCUCCCCCUCAUCACAUCCAGUUUAAUGUCAGGCCUGUCAUCCAUGGAGCCCAAAGCCUGUUGUCGUGUGGGUGUUCUCACUGUGACCUACUACCUGUGGACCACCUUCAUUGCGGUGGUGGUGGGUAUCCUGCUGGUGAUCAUCAUCAAGCCUGGGGUGGGCACUGAGAUGGACAGCAUCAGGCUAGGAGGAGGGCCCGUCAUGACUUCUGCUGAUGCCUUGCUAGAUCUCAUCAGGAAUAUGGUUCCUUCCAAUCUUAUUGAAGCAACAUUUCAGCAGUACAAAACAGAUCUGGUUCCUAUCCUGAAAGUCUCCAGGGUCACAGUGCAGCCCAACUUUGUGUACGCCAUACCUAAUGAAAGUGACCCCAGUGGUCGGACGGUGUCCCUGGAGCUCACUCCACCCCCUGAGAUCCACUACAAGACCAGACCUGGCAACAGCCAACAGAUGAAUGUGCUGGGGAUCGUCAUCUUCUCUGCCACUAUGGGGCUGUUGCUGGGGAAAAUGGGCGAGAGAGGAGCCCCACUAGUCAACGUCUGUCAGUGCGUCAACGAAUGUGUCAUGAAAAUCACCAACACUGCUGUUUGGUAUUUUCCAUUUGGGAUCAUAUUCCUCGUAGCUGGAAAAAUCCUGGACAUGCAGGACCCAUCUAAUCUUGGGAAGAAGCUGGGCUGGUACACCAUCACUGUUCUGGCCGGGCUGUUUGUUCACGGCCUCAUCCUCCUCCCCUUCUUCUACCUUGUCCUGACUCAGAAAAACCCCUUCACUUAUAUCAGAGGCCUGCUACAAGCCUUGGUCAUAGCAUUGGCCACCUCCUCAAGUUCUGCCACUCUACCCAUCACUAUGAAGUGCUUGCUGGAGAACUGCAAUGUGGAUCGGCAGAUAGCACGCUUUGUGCUGCCUGUGGGGGCCACCAUCAACAUGGACGGAACGGCUCUUUAUGAGGCCGUGGCGGCCAUAUUUAUUGCCCAGGUCAACGAUUAUGAGCUGGACUUCGGCCAGCUGGUCACCAUUAGUAUAACAGCUACAGCUGCCAGCAUAGGUGCUGCUGGGAUUCCCCAGGCCGGCCUCGUUACCAUGGUCAUUGUCCUGACAUCAGUGGGUCUGCCACCUGAUGACAUCACCCUCAUUGUGGCCAUCGACUGGGUGCUGGACCGAUUCCGAACCAUGAUCAACGUGCUUGGAGACGCCCUGGCAGCAGGAAUCAUCGGCCACUUAUGUCGGAAAGACUUUCCUCGCGGUGGUACUUGCAAGUCGCAGCCUUCAUACGGCACACAGAACAAACACAACUUGCACGACAUGCAGAAUGGCAUGCCACUGACCGAGUUGCCUUUGCACAAGCAAGACUGUUGUUAUGAGGUGAUGGAAGACACAGUCAACGAGAGCCCCACUAUAUACUACAAUAUCUGUCAAGUUUAACUCCUGGGAACACGCUAACCUCAAAUGCUGGACAUUUUUGGAGCGAUUUUCCCCCACCUCUGCCAUGAAACAGUAUUAAACUGCUGUCAUCUACUCCUUUUUUUGUGACUUAACUUUAUGUGACUGAACAUUUUGUUCCACUUUGAUGGUGACACUGCAAAGGUCAAAUCAGUGUUUUCCACAAAUAUUUUUUUAAAUAUAUUUUUUAACAGUGAUGAGUUAGGAAUUGCCCCAUUCUACCACUACCAUCUUAUGUGGUAUUGACUAUGGCUAUUAACUCGGCUCAUCCAACAUCAAGUGGAUUCCCUGGAUGUUUUUAUUUGAUUUAUUAUUGUUCUCUACUGAACUGUUCCUCAUCAUGAUCCAUGUGUGUUUAUAACUACAUCCAUUUU